Drosophila nasuta is the source of this 871-nucleotide messenger RNA. RefSeq lists its product as uncharacterized. Bases 108 to 584 code for a protein of 158 amino acids. The transcript has 4 exons. NCBI's taxonomy places the organism in Eukaryota, Metazoa, Arthropoda, Insecta, Diptera, Drosophilidae. The record is from RefSeq and is a predicted model, not a curated record.
UGUCAAAUUCCAAAGGGAAAACUUUACUUGCUCGACCGCUUUCAUUGCUAUUUCAGACAAGCUACAGUAAACUAGGAGACGUUGACAGAAUUUGGAAAAAGUAAAAAAUGGGUAAAGUGAAGCAGCCACUGCGACGCAGCCAACGCCUUCGUCAAAAGCGUGUUAAGAAAGAAGAAUCUGUUGCAACUGCUGCUGGGGUUCAGGUUGCAGGAGUUGCGACCAGAGUGGGUAAAGUGAAGCAGCCACGGCGACGGCGACGCAGCCAACGCCUUCGUCAAAAGCGUGUUAAAAAAGAAAAAUCUACUGUUGAGAAAGCUGCCGAUGCUGGGGUUCAGGUUGCAGGAGUUGCGACUAGAGGAGCUGUUGCAGAACCUGCCGGUAUUGUUCAGCAAGCUGCUGCUGUUUCUAGGGAAGCUGAUGCUACUUCUAGAGAAGCUAUUGCUCCAGCUGCUGGAGGAGUUGGCAUUCCUCAUGGUCCUGUCGUGAUCAUUUCAGUGCUUAAACCUCGGCGUCGAGGUCAGGCAAUAUUUGCAGUAACCCCGAGUGAGCAUUCGCUUACAGAUUUAAUGCUUUCUUCGGCUUGAGAAACGAGCCCGGUGUUAAUGAUGGUGUGCUUUACGAACAACAGACUGAUAUUCUUACGUAUAUAGUUGACGUUGUAUUAUCAAUGUCACCCUCUCUGGUUGAGCUCAGUCAACUCAACUCACGCGAGUUCAUCAGAAAGUUCUUUAGAAUCUAUCGCUUUUUAGACGAAUUCGGAGAAUUUUUUCUCUUUUCUUAAGAUUGGUUUAUUUUAGAAGAAAUAAUGUUUUGAAUGUUUUUUCUAGCAACUAUAAUUUUUUCCAUGUUUAUUAAAAUUUGUAUUAUGAAA